GGUCGCAUAUCGCAGGGUUACACUUGCUCCGCCGGCAUUGACCACAGCUAGCGUUUAUCUCAUUAUGUGCAGUGUAAAAAAAACAAUAAUAAUUCAAAAAUAGAACGUUACUUUUUUUGUGGCCAGCAAAAGUCCGAGUGAAUGUGGAACUUUUUGGUGCGAAACAAGCAGGUCGCUGCGAUGCUAGCGAUUUUGGUGGCGGCAGCUUUGGUUGUUAUUUUUAUGACAACCAAGGGGUCCAGCUACUCGGUGGUGGAGAGGGUUGCGGCUGAAACGGAAGAUGUUAGCAAUGAAGCGCACAUAUUUUCGUGUAACAACCUCCCGUCAGAUGAUCAUUUCAUGCCUUCCAUCGGAAAUGGGCACGUUGCGACAAAUAUCUUCAGCGACACGGUGUACAUGAACGGUCUCUACAACGGACGGAAGGGAGAGAGUAGGCGAGCUAGAAUACCAGCCUGGGCCAACGUCAGGCUAAACUCCACACUCACUCAUCUGCCGUUCAAGCCUGUAUAUAGCCUGGACACCAAGCAAGGAGUUUUCAAAGUGACAGUUGAUAGAGACAGAUCGGUGGUGACGCAGAGGAUAUACGCUCAUCGGUAUUACACAAGGGCUAUUAUCAAUCAGAUACAAAUCAGACCUAAGCCGCAUGCAGAUCCAAAUUUCAUACAUAAAGAAAUAUGGAUAGCAAUCAAGCUGAUGCCUGGGCCCACCAGCAAAGACAUUGACUUCCAAACUCCUAUCCCCGAGAUCAUCGAUGGCAGGACUGUUUGGAGAAGCUGCGGGAAGACCAGGGUGUCAGAGGACCCGGUCUAUCAGCCACUACCAGUAGAAGUCUGCGCCUACUGGACGUCUGUGCCUGAUCAUUUAGUUGUACCGCAGCAUCACUCCAGGGUCUUCACAUUCAUAAUGACCGCUGAUAAGAACCAAACGGUCGCCAGGGAGGAAUUUGUUAGAGUAUUGCAGGAGGAUGGCGAAGACUUGUAUGACAAGCACUUAGAAGCGUGGCAGAAACUUUACAGCCAUGCUAGUAUGCAAAUUGAAGGAAAUCUACAACUUGCAAAAAUAGUAAAUGGUAUUUGGUACUACUUCUUGAGCUCGCUACCUUCCGAAGAAUCGUUCUCCCACCAAGAGAGAUACUAUGGACUUAGUCCAACUGGCUUGGCUCGAGGAGGCACAUUGGAUGACUACGAAGGCCACAAUUUUUGGGAUACGGAAAUGUGGAUGUUUCCGACCAUUCUCCUACUCUACCCUCGAUAUGGAAAGAAGCUGCUGGAGUAUCGACUCGAUAACGCCUACGUGGCGGCUGAACUCGCCAAGAUCACAGGCAAUAAGGGUUACAGGUUUCCAUGGGAGAGCGCGUACACGGGCGCUGAGGUGACGCAGCCGUGCUGCCCCGAAGUGGCGGAGUUCGAGCAGCACGUCACAGGAGACGUCGCCUUCGCCGCCAGACAGUACCUGGCUGCCACACGCGAUGAGCACUGGCUGCAGCACGGCGGCUGCUCCAUCGUAACGAACAUCGCAGAAUUUUGGGCUUCACGUGCCGUCAUCAAUUACACAACAGGAUUCUAUGAUAUAGAAAAUGUGAUGGGACCCGACGAGGAGCACAGCAACGUGACCAACUCUGUGUUCACUAACGUCGUCGCUGGAUAUUCUCUAUAUUUAGCCGAGUAUGUAGCCUGUUUGUGUAAAUCCUACUACAUGGCACGAGAGCCGGAAAGGUGGACUGACAUCGCCUGGAGCCUGGCCCUACCUUACGAUACCGUCCUGGACUACCAUCCUCAAUACGAAGGCUACACCAGGGGAGAGCCUAUAAAGCAGGCGGAUGCUGUACUCCUUGGCUUCCCAUUGCAGUAUCCAAUGAAUGUCUCAACACGAGCGAACGAUUUAGCAUACUACGAGUCGGUGACACGCGAGAACGGACCAGCCAUGACGGACAGCAUGCACACGGUGGGCAUGCUGCAGCUGGACGACGCCGUGCAUGCCGAACAGCUCUUCAACAAGAGCUACAUGCACAACGUUAGAGAACCGUUUAAGAUUUGGAGCGAGCUCCGGAGUCCAAAUGUUGGCGCCGUGAACUUCCUCACUGGCAUGGGCGGUUUCCUCCAGUCUCUGGUCUUCGGGUACGCUGGCAUCAGUCUAAAUCUCGACACGUUGAAAAUAACCAAACCUCAGCUACCGCCUGCGUCAACUAAGUUUACUAUUAAAGGUAUCAAGUAUUUGGGCGCAAGCUUGACCCUGGACAUUGGUGACCCAGACACGACCCUGAAGGUGUCUGGUGUGGACGAGAACUGGCCCCUCAUCAUGGACAACGGAAAGUACAAUGUCACACUGGUGCCAGGAAUGACUGUGACUCUAAAAGGCCAGGGACCGUUCGUGAUCCGCUCCGUGCCGUGGAAGGACUGCCAGCUGCCCGCAGACACCAUCGGUCACAACUACCUUCGGCCGAUAGGAACAUAGCAGUCAUUGUGGAUACUAUAAGUCCCUACUCUUCCCUAUUCUCCUUUCUUACCCUUCCUUACCCUCCCCGAUUCCUUCUUAAAAGGCCGGCAACGCACCUGCAGCUCUUCUGAUGCUGCGAGUGUCCAUGGGCGACGGAAGUUGCUUUCCAU
Messenger RNA from Aricia agestis (brown argus), 2606 nucleotides. RefSeq names its product protein-glucosylgalactosylhydroxylysine glucosidase-like. Gene Ontology annotation, molecular function: catalytic activity. Gene Ontology annotation, biological process: carbohydrate metabolic process. The record is from RefSeq and is a predicted model, not a curated record. Lineage: Eukaryota; Metazoa; Arthropoda; Insecta; Lepidoptera; Lycaenidae. The transcript is spliced from 14 exons. Bases 142 to 2454 code for a protein of 770 amino acids.